Messenger RNA from Cheilinus undulatus (humphead wrasse), 2936 nucleotides. RefSeq names its product sulfite oxidase (gene suox). Gene Ontology annotation, molecular function: molybdenum ion binding; heme binding; oxidoreductase activity. The record is from RefSeq and is a predicted model, not a curated record. The coding region runs from base 143 to 1873 and encodes 576 amino acids. NCBI's taxonomy places the organism in Eukaryota, Metazoa, Chordata, Actinopteri, Labriformes, Labridae. The transcript is spliced from 5 exons. Gene Ontology annotation, cellular component: mitochondrion.
GGCAGAGGUAAAUGAGCACUAGUUGUCUUGAACGUAACUCGGUCGGUGCUUGUCGUUGUGCAACGUAACCAUUUCACAAAAUCAUUGUGGGAGUUAAAGCAGGGGACCGACUCAACAUAAUUUCCUCUAGAUCAUCAGUGCCAUGCUGCUUCUCAGACGCUGUCACAGCCUGACUCGAUUUGUCUCUUUCAAUACUCACAGGUAUCAAGUAGCACCUGCUGUGGCAUGGUGUGCGGCUCGUCUCUUGAGCAGCAGCAGUGAAGAGCAGAGAUGGUACAGACAUGCACAUGGGCCCAGGUGGAGACAUGCUGUGGCAGGACUGCUGGCUGGGACAGGUGCUGUUCUGGCUUAUGGCCUCCACCAUCACCAGGCUGAGCAGUCAGACUCCGUCAGCGUGCAGACCGUAGAGCAGACCUCGGCUCUCCCAGUCUUCACCCAGGAAGAGGUCCACAGUCACCGCACUGUGGAAGAUGGCGUGUGGGUCACAUACAAAGGUGGUGUCUACGACAUCACAGAGUUUGUGGCCAUGCACCCAGGUGGGGAGAAAAUCUUGCUGGCAGCAGGAGGAGCUCUUGAACCCUUUUGGGCACUUUAUGCUGUACACAACUCAGAACAUGUGCUUGAAAUCCUCUCAGAGUAUAAGGUUGGUGAGCUGAGUGCGGAGGACCAGAAGAAGCAGCAGACUGUUAAAUCAUCUGAUCCUUACUCCUCUGAUCCUGAGCGUCACCCUGCAAUGAGGAUCAACAGCCUGAAGCCCUUCAACGCAGAGCCGCCUCCUGAAAUCCUCUCUGACAGCUACAUCACCCCCUCUGCUAUCUUCUUCAAGAGAAACCACCUGCCUGUCCCUCAGGUGGACCCUGAGUCUUAUCAGCUGCAGGUGGAGGUGGAGGGGCAAUCUGAAGGAGGGCUGUCAUUAUCUUUGAAAGAUUUAAAGACCAAGUUCCAGAAACACACAAUCACAGCUACGCUGCAGUGUGCUGGAAACCGCCGCUCUGAAAUGAACAAGGUGAAGCAGGUCAAAGGACUGAACUGGGGCAUCGCUGCCAUCAGUAAUGCUACGUGGAGUGGUGCGAGGCUCAGGGACGUUCUGAUGGCUGCUGGUUAUCGUUCCAACAUGUCUCAGAAGAUGCGUCAUGUUCAGUUUGAAGGACUGGAUAAAGACGUGACUGGGACAACCUACGGUGCUUCCAUUCCUCUAAACAAAGCCCUUAGUGAGGAAGGUGAUGUGCUCCUUGCUUAUGAAAUGAACGGUGAGGAUCUCCCUGCUGACCAUGGCUACCCUGUGCGUGUCAUAGUCCCGGGCACGGUCGGCGCUCGUAAUGUUAAAUGGUUGGGAAAGAUCAUCGUGAGUGCAGAAGAGAGCAGUAGCCACUGGCAGCAGAACGACUACAAGGGCUUCUCCCCUGGGACCGACUGGGAUACAGUGGACUUCAAGAGUGCCCCAGCCAUCCAAGAGCUUCCCAUCCAGUCAGCCAUCACCACACCAGCGGAUGGCACCGUGGUGGAUCGCAGCUCUGAGGAGGUGACGGUGAAAGGCUAUGCCUGGAGCGGCGGGGGCAGAGAGGUGGUGCGUGUGGACGUCUCUGUAGAUGGAGGGAAGACAUGGCAGGUGGCCCAGCUGAGGAACAGCGAGAAGGGACAAGAACCUCAACCUUCACCACCACCAGGAAGAGCGUGGGCGUGGAAGCUGUGGGAGGUGACGGCUCCUCUUCCUCCAGAGGCUCAGGAGAUUGAGAUUGUUUGCAAAGCAGUAGACAACAGUUACAACAUGCAGCCAGACACGGUACCUCCCAUCUGGAACCUGCGGGGCGUGCUGAGUAAUGCCUGGCAUCGAGUGAAGGUGAAGAUCAGAGAGGACGAGAGCGAAGAAUAGACUUUGUCAUCAUCAUUCAGAAUCCAAAGGUUACUGACAAAGAGUGGUCAGAGUUGUCAUUGGAAAAAAAACAUUUUCAGAGAGAGACUUUUGAAGUAACACUACAGAUCUAUCAGGUUAUUUUGGAAUAUUUAUAAGAACUUGCUGCCUGAGAGAUUUGAUGCAUUUCAGUGCUAACUAAGCUAAAGACUAACAAAGACCAAACCAAAACAUGACCAGUUUUAUCAAAUGAGGAUCCACUGACACUUGAGUCUUAAGGGAACGGGUUUUAAAUCAUUCUGAGUCACUGUGAUUUGCUCAAAUGGAGAUUUUAUUUUUGUGCGCACAAUGAAUGAAAUGUGUCAAAUAACUUGUGUUUUAUUAACAUGCAUCCUAAUUUAAAACCUUGUUAUAAUAUGAAGAAAUCUCACUCAGAUAUGGAUGAGUAUUAGACUUAUUGAAGUGUCAUAUCUAAGCAUGAAUACGACUACAAAUUCAUGAAGUGUUUGAGGUACUUUAGAGUUAAAGCAAUGUUUACAAAGACUUGAAAUGACUUAUGUUUUAAAACUUUGGAAGUAUUUUUCUAAUCUACACUUAUUGUUUUUUGCUGCUAAAUCAGAUCCGUAGGUGAGGAGACAAUGAAGUAACUCUUUUCAGUCAGUGGUCAGAUCGUCAAUGCUUGCUUUUAUUUGAAUGAAAAUCAGAGCUGUGAACCAUUUCUUUGACAAUUAGCCUUCUCAAUCUGAUUCAAGGUGAUAGGAAGCACAACCAUAUGCUACUUAGAUCUAGCUUUAGUGCUUCUCUUCAGCACUGUUUUGACAUGAUGUGAGUUUUGUCUACUUUUAAACAAGAAUAGUAUGAAGAAGUUCACUUUAAUAUUUCUGAUUUUAGGAUGUCUUUGAAUUUUGCAGCUUCUUUUUGUUGUUCCCAUGUCUCUUAAAAAAGCAGUCGUAUUUAUGUUAAAUCUCUUGAGUCAUACCCACACCCUAAUCCAAAAGCUGCCAAAUCACAUCAUGCCAAGCAGCACACUUAUGUGUUGUUUGAAAUGUAUCUUAUUUUUUCAAGAUGUCUAAUAAAGAUAUAA